AUGUCACAUCUCUCCGCGCUUGCCGCACGACGCCACCGUAGCCGAGGCCGGACGUCGCUUAUCCUCGCUGGCGACGCGUUGUGCGAUCCUGUGCGAGGGAGCGCGACGUCGCCACGGUCGCAACACUGGACAGCCAACACCGACGGCACGAACCUCGAGAUUGCCGCGACAGCUGCUGUCGGUACCAUCUCAGCCGCGCCGGCGAAUAGUAUUUCCAGCGAUGUAGGGCCGUCCAGCGACAUCGUAGGGCUCGAUCGUGCGGCUGAGCGCGCCGGGUUGCUUUCUUGGAAAGAACGAUUGAGACAGAGGCAGCUUGAAGCGAGUCAGAGCCGUCGCGAAUCACUUCAGGGACCCGCGCUGGAGGCGCGCCUGCGCCUGGACCAGCGCCUACGCGCAGCAGGGCUCCGCCGUCCGCCCACGCUAGAGGAGCCUCCGCGGCUCCCCCCGCGGUCAACUUCCGCAGCUUUCUCUCGUCCAAUAACACCCGGCCGCGUGGCAGAAGGGUCAACGAUGACUGCUGCAGUAUUGACUCCCAGCAGCGUCGUCCAAUCAGCUGCCUUGCUGGCGGCUGACAGGGUGUUUACAAACGAUCACACUGCUCGAGGGAGGGCGUUUCCGGCUGGUGAUGCUGUUGACAAUGCGUGUGAUGGCAUACGACGUUUGGCUCUUUCUGAUUCUGGCAAAUUUGAUUCGCACAAGGGGAAAGGGAAGGCUGUUUUUUCCAGUUGCACUGCUGGCGAUGCAGGAAGCGAUACUGAGGGAGAUGAGGAUGAGUUUAUGGGUAUCACGGAUGGACAGGAGUGCACUGUGUGUUUGGAAAGCAUGGGGAAAGGAGCUCGUCUGAUGUGGUUACCAUGUGCACAUGGUUUCCACCAUGAUUGCAUUAUGCCGUGGAUUAUGGGAGGGCAUUCAAGCUGUCCCUGCUGCCGCCACCCUUUAUACUUACAAGGCGUUUCAGCUUACUUUCAGCCUUGCCUGACGUCCAAAGAUGGCGUCUCAGCUCUGCUGCGCGCCUGCCGCCAGCGGCGCGCUUUCCGCCUGCAUCAAUUGCGCCGGCCGGCGCACACCGCCUCCUCUGCUGCCAUUUUACCUGAGUGCAACGCGGGAAAGAAGCAGAGGCAGAACCAGAGGAAGAGGGUGUUGGGGGUACGAGCAGCCGUCGCACAACAGCAGCCAGAGGCACCGAUCGUUAAAGAGGAGAAGGACGUGCGCACGGUGCGGCUGACGGACGACACGUUCACGCUGCGCGGGCGGUGCUACGAGCGGUUCAAGUUCGAGGUGGAGUACGGGCUGCGCGCCGGCACCACCGAGAACAGCUACGUCAUCGAGGGGCCUCUGGGCGCCGCGCUCAUCGACGUGCCCGACAGGGCCUUCGCGCGCGCCUUCGUGGACGCGUUUGUUCGGGAAGCAAAAGAUGCGGAGCACCUGGCGUAUCUGAUUAUUGGACAUCUGAGUCCCAAGCGCGUGGACAGUGUGAUUCAGCUAGCCAAGACGCACCCAGCAGGCGAGCCGCCCAUCAAGGUGUUCCUGUCGAACCCGGCGCACCAGACUCUCACCUCGUUGGUGCCGGCAGACAUUCUUGAGGCAACGUUUGACCUGCAGAUCGUGCGUGCGGGGGACACGCUGGACCUGGGCGACGGGCACAAGCUGCAGUUCAUCCUCACGCCCACGCCCCGCUGGCCCGACGGGCUCUCCACCUACGACCCCAAGACGCAGCUGCUCUUCACCAACAAGCUCUUCAGCGCGCAUGUGUGCAAGGGGGAGGACUUUGACGUGGGAGGCAUAGAGGUGUACGACAUGCACUGGCGCUACUUCUAUGACUGCAUGCUCGCCCCCGUCGCCAAGCAGGUGGAUGCAGCCCUGAAGAAGCUUCCAGUGGUGGCCCAGUUCGCGCCUCCCUGCUACGCGGGCAAGACAGGCCUGGACGUCGUCAAGGCGGACGUGGGGUUCAUCUUCUCGCGCCUCCUCUCAGCCCUCAACCUCGACAUCAACACAGCAGCCAACCUGCGUCUGAAAGUGGGCAGCAAUAAGAAGGGCGCCGUGCCGGGAGUGGGAGGGGAGCCGCUGGUGACAGCAGCCAUCUGCCCCCUGCACGGACCGAUUAUUCGCAACAGCGUCACUGAGCUCGUGCGCGAGUACAAAAUUUGGACGGACGAGAAGAUCAAGCAGGCGGAGGAGGCCACAGUGGCCGUGUUCUAUGCAUCAGCCUAUGGCAACACCUCCGCACUCGCACAAGCCAUCAGCCGUGGGUUGCUGCGAGCAGGGGUGGGAGUGGAGACAAUCAACUGUGAGAUGGCUUCAGUAGCCGAGCUCAAGUCCGCCAUCCAGCGCUGCUGCGGCUUCGUGUGUGGCAGCCCCACGCUGGGCGGCCACAUGCCCACGCCCAUGAAGGAGGCGCUGGGCGUCAUUCUCAACGAGCCCGCCGCCAAGGGCAAGCCCACGGGCGUGUUUGGGUCGUUUGGGUGGAGCGGGGAGGCUGUUGAUGAGAUGGAGCAGCUGCUCAAAGAUGGAGGGUUUUCCUUUGGAUUCCCUCCCAUCCGCUGCAAGUUCAAGCCAACGGAGGCCAUGCUGCAGAUCUGUGAAGAGAGUGGCCGCGACCUCGCCAGGGAGAUCCGCAAGGGCAAGGCCAAGCACCGCAGCACAUCAGCCAAGUCAGCUGUGGUGUCUGGGUCAGGAGUGGAGCAGGCGGUGGGGCGGGUGGUGGGGUCGCUGUGUGUGGUAUCAGCCAUCAGUGGGGACGGUGACGCUCAGAGUGCCAUGCUCGCCUCGUGGGUCUCCCAAGCCUCUUUCAACCCUCCUGGCCUCACCGUUGCUGUGGCCAAGGAGAGGGCGCUGGAGUCGCUGGUGCUGGUGGGAGGCAAGUUUGCCUUGAGCGUGCUUGGGGAGAAGAACGUUGGCGCAGUUUCCAAGCAGCUUCUCAAGCCGUUCCAGCCCGGCGAGCCCAGGUUCGGCGAUCUCCCGACCAAGCAGGCCAGCAACGGCGCCACCAUCCUGGCAGACGCGAUCUCCUACAUGGAGUGCACGGUGCAAACGCGCAUGGAGACGGGCGACCACUGGGUCGUCUACGCCACCGUUGAUUCUGGAGACGUCAUGGACGAAAAAAACCCUCACAGCACUGCACCACCGCAAGACCGGCAGCCGCUACUGAGAAGAAAAUCUGCUUACUCUGGCCCGCGGACGGAUACGAAUGCGGGCGCUAUAGCCGGCAGCGACGGCGGCGGCGGUGGCGGCGGCGCAGCGGCCUCUGCUCCCGGAGGGGGUGCGACAACUGUCGGCGGCGCGGGGUCGGCAUCGGGCUUCUCCCCGCCGUCGGCGGCGCCCAGCAUGGCUCUCGCCCCAGGCGGCGGCGGAGGCGGCGGCGGUGCGGGAAGAAGAGCAGCAGGCAUAGCCAGCCCUCCCCGUCGUGGCUUUCAGGCCCAUCCUCCCGCUCACAGACCCGCAACCCACGGCGCAACAGGCGCUACAGCAGCAGGGGGAGCAUCCGGCGGGGGAAGAGGAGGAGGGGGAGCAGCAGGGGCAGGGUCCGCGCGCGGGCAUUCCUCCCGGGAGGCAUCCGAAGAGCCCCGAUCCGACGGCGAGGGCGCGCGGUCUGAGGGAGAGUGUGAGUUAGUGGCGUCCUUAGAACACCUAACGGACCCCGAGGAGAUUAAGAGGGUGAAGCGCAUGCUGUCGAACCGCGAGUCGGCGCGGCGGUCGCGGCGGCGCAAGCAGGCGCACGUGAGCGACCUGGAGGGGCACGUGCAGCAGCUUCAGGCGGAAAACGCGAGUCUUGCGAGCCGGCUGGGGGAGAUUGGGCGGAAAUACAACGAGGCGGCUGUAGACAACCGCGUGCUCAAAUCCGACGUGGAAGCACUGCGCGCCAAGGUGAAGAUGGCAGAGGAGAUGGUGGGACGUGUCGCCCACAUGGCACAGUACAUGUACCACCAGCCAAUGGCGUUCCGCCACGACGCAGCUUCCGCCGCUGCUGCCGCCGCCGCUGCUGCUGCUGCCAUGCCAUACCCCUCACCCAUCGAUCUUCCUUACUAUCCCCGCCCCCACCGCGCAGCCCAAGGCUCCAUACCCCCACCCGCUCCUUACCCGCUCCCUCCCCACGCCGCCGCCCACGCCGCCCAGGCUUCUCAUGCCGCCCAUGCCGCCCAGGCAGCUCAGGCCUCUCAUGCCUCUCACGCCGCCCAUGCUGCUUCUCUCUCCCUCGACCCGCACCAAGCCAAUGGGGCCCCGCCGUCUGCCAUGCACCCGAACCUCCUGCCGGGCCUGGGGUUACCGCCAGGCAUGGACCCGAACGUGUAUGGUAUGAUGCAGGCAGGUAUGGUACCGGCAGGUAUGGUGGGGUCCAUGCCUGGUGCCGUACCUGGAGGGGAUGGCUCGGGAGGAAUGGGAGCACCUGAGCCGACUGGAAGCGCGGGCGGAAAGAUAGAGCGAUUGGGCAGCCUGCAGCGGGUUUCGAGCCUGGAGCAUCUGCAGAAGCGGAUGAGAGGGGACGGAGCAGCUGACGUGUCAGCUGCCACGUCAGCAGCGGGAGGGGCGGCGGGGGUAGGGGGAACGGUGUCUGGAGCGCCAGCAACAAUGCCGGGGCAUGAGGCUGCGGCGGCAGCGGCGGCGGCUGCAGCGGCGGCAGGGAUGUGGGUGCUGGGGUGGCAUGGUUCUGCUGCUGGUGCAGGGGAUGGGGCCGCAGUGGCUCGUGAGAAAGUGCUGAGUAGUAUUCGUUGCUCUCGCGUGCUCGCCGAGAUGGCAGCCAUUGCUAAUCCCACCCGCGUAGCCGUUGCUGGGUCGGUUGCAGCCCAGACGAAGCAGAACGGAGCAGUCUCUAGCGUUGCUAUCCCAAAGAAGAGCCCGUUUCUUGGAAACCGCGUCUCUGUUUCUUCCGUUUCGGCUGGAGCAUCCAAUGUUCGAAAGACCCUCAAAGUGACUGCUACUGUCGCUGACGGGAUUACCGCUGCUGAAACAGCGUCUGUUACCAUUGAGAUUGACAACUCCGAGCCUCAAUGGACCAUUGUCAAACUGUCUGCUCUGAACCAGCCCGGUCUGUUGAAUCGCGUCACCUCAGUUUUCAGGGAUUUAAACGUCCAGGUGGUGAGGGCUCUGGUGGGUACUGCUGAUGAUGCGGUUCUGGAUACCUUUUACGUCCAGAACGCUGCUGGCAACAAGAUUGAAGAUCCGGCUGAACUCGAUGUUUUGAAGAAGGCUCUCGAGGUUCUGGCCGUCCCCGUGGCGUCUCCUCCAGCCGUGCGUCCCUCCGCGGUGCAGGUUGAGAGCCCCGUAGUGGACCUCCGGAAGCGGCUCAAGGAUGUGUAUCUGAGCAACGACGUGCUUUCCAUUCAAGAGAGCAUCGUGAACCAUGUCGAAUACACUCUCGCUCGUGAUCGCCACCAUUUCGACUCGUAUGAGUGCUAUCAAGCGGUGGCUCACAGCGUGAGGGAUCGCCUGAUCGAGAGCUGGAAUGACACCAACGAGCACUUCCGUGCCGCUGACCCCAAGCGUGUCUACUACCUCUCCAUGGAGUUCCUCAUGGGCCGGUCGCUGCUUAACAGCCUCUACAAUCUCAACCUGCAUGAUGUUUACGCCCAGGCUCUCUCACAGCUUGGGUACAAGCUGGAAGAUAUUGUGGAGCAGGAGCGUGAUGCUGCACUCGGCAAUGGUGGUCUUGGAAGGCUCGCAGCCUGCUUUCUUGACAGUAUCGCCACCCUCGACCUUCCCGGAUGGGGGUACGGCAUUCGCUACCAGUACGGCAUGUUCCGUCAGACCCUUGAGAAUGGGUUCCAGCACGAGCAGCCCGACUACUGGCUCACCUUCGGCAAUCCUUGGGAGAUUGAACGGACUAACAUUUCGUACACUGUGAAGUUCUACGGCCACGUGGAGCAGUACACGGACAGCAGGGGCUACCAGCGCUUCAACUGGGUUCCCGGCGAGCAGGUCCAAGCUGUGGCGUACGACAAUCCAGUGCCCGGCUAUGGCACCAACAACACCAUCAACCUGCGCCUGUGGGCCGGCAAGCCGUCCACGGAGUUCGAUCUGCAGUCCUUCAACACUGGCGAUUACGUCGCUGCCAUUCUCUCCAAGCAGCGCGCGGAGACGAUCAGCAGCGUGCUGUACCCCGACGACCGCAAGCCGCAGGGCAAGGAGCUGCGGCUGAAGCAGCAGUUCUUCAUGGUGUCCGCUUCGCUGCAGGACAUCAUCCGCCGCUUCAAGAGGACCGAAACUGACUUCACUAAGCUCCCCGAGAAGGCGGCGAUGCAGCUGAACGACACGCAUCCGACCAUCAGCGUGGCGGAGCUGAUGCGGCUGCUGAUGGACGAGGAGGGGCUGGGGUGGACGCUGUCGUGGCAGAUCACGCAGAAGGUGUUCGCCUUCACCAACCACACCGUGCUGCCCGAAGCCCUCGAGAAGUGGCCCGUCAGCCUCAUGGAGAGCCUGCUGCCGCGCCAUAUGCAGAUUAUCUACCAGAUCAACUUCGAGUUCAUGCAGCUGGUGAAGUCGCGCUUUGGCGACGACUUCUCGCGCUCCUCGCGCAUGUCCAUCAUCGAGGAGGGCGAAGUCAAGAACGUGCGCAUGGCGAAUUUGGCAAUCGUGGCGUCACAGUGUGUCAACGGCGUGGCUGCCAUUCACUCGGAGCUCAUCAAGCAAACCAUUUUCAAGGAAUUCUAUGAGCUGUGGCCCCACAAGUUCCAGAACAAGACAAAUGGAGUCACCCAGCGGCGCUGGCUGGCAUUCUGCAACCCGGGGCUGCGCGCGCUGGCGGACGAGGUGGUGGGGUCGGACGACUGGGUGUCGGACCUCGAGAAGAUCAAGGCGCUCAGGGGCAGGGCGGACGACUCCGCCUUUCAGAAGCGCUGGAGAGAGGUGAAGCAGCAGAAUAAGCAGAAGCUCGCUGACGUCAUUCUCAAGCUCACUGGUGUCAAGGUGAGCACGGAGGCGCUGUUUGACAUUCAAGUGAAGCGCAUUCACGAGUACAAGAGGCAGCUGCUCAACGUGCUCUCUGUCAUCCACCGCUACGAGGAGAUCAAGCGCAUGUCUCCGGAGGACAAGUGCCGGGUGGUGCCACGGGUGGUGCUGCUGGGCGGCAAGGCAGCGCCAGGGUAUGAGAUGGCGAAGCGCAUCAUCAAGCUCAUCAGCGCCGUAGGGGAGAAGAUCAACAACGACCCCGCUGUGGGCGACCUGCUCAAGCUCGUCUUCCUGCCCGACUACAACGUCUCCCUUGCUGAGAUCAUCAUCCCCGCCAGCGAUCUUUCGCAGCACAUCAGCACGGCGGGCACGGAGGCGAGUGGCACGUCCAACAUGAAGUUCGCCAUGAACGGGGGGCUCAUCAUCGGCACCAUGGAUGGCGCCAAUGUGGAGAUUGCAGAGGAGAUUGGCGAGGAGAACAUGUUCAUCUUCGGUGUGCGAGAGCACGAGGUUGCUCGCCUGCGUCGCGAGCGGCCAGGCUACAACCCAGACGGCCGCUUCACCAACGCUGUCAACAUGAUCCGCAAUGGCCAGUUUGGGUGGGUGGACUACUUCGCCCCGCUCGUGCAGUCGCUGGACGGCUCCAUGGGGGGUGACUUCUACCUGCUCGCCAACGACUUCCCCUCCUACCUCCAGGCCCAGGCUAAGGUGGAUGAGACAUGGAGGAACAAGGCCCAGUGGGAGAAGAUGAGCAUUUUGAGCACAGCAGGCAUGAGCAAGUUCAGCAGUGAUCGCACGAUUGCAGAGUAUGCCAAGGACAUUUGGCACGUGCAGGCCUGCAAGCUUGAUGUUGAGGCUGCAGCUGCUGCUAAGGAAGCCAAGAACAAGAACGCCAACUGA
This is a messenger RNA of Closterium sp. Yama58-4, 7782 nucleotides long. The record is from the annotation of a GenBank genome assembly. Lineage: Eukaryota; Viridiplantae; Streptophyta; Zygnematophyceae; Desmidiales; Closteriaceae.